AGAUGUGGCUGUUAUCUGCACUAUGUCUGUAGAUGCUAUAAAGUUCAGAUCCGAUAACUGAUGUCCCGUGUACUUCUCACAUCAAGACGGCGUUACGAGGGCUAUAGAAUCAGCAUGGCACUAAAUGCUAAACACCUCAUCUGCGUGAUUGUAUUAAUAACUACAAACGAGAGCCGGAAUCUCACUGAUAACACUGUUGCAGGAAUCACGCCAUGUCUGCGGGCAAAUUACUACAUAGGAAGUGAGACUAAGCGGAUUGAUGUGCAGGAAGUGACGUCAUUGAAAAGCACGUUCUGUGUCCUAGAAUUGAACUCUGACCCUGGUACGCAGAUUUCUUUGAGUAUUCGUUACGUGCCACAUGAUACCAAGACGACAAACCGUUACCAUGACUACGUUCACAUUGGCAACGACGGGAAAAGAAUCAACGAGGCGUCAAUGACGUCAUAUCGGUUUGCUAAUGGAUCUUUCCAGGAAGAAAUUGUGUCUCGUCAGAAUUAUCUGUGGAUUGUUUUCAAAAUGUCAUCUCUACCAGAAGUCUUCCAUAUCAAUGUUUUCUCGAGUGUCAGAGUUCCUUGUAACAGCAGUAUGUUCGAGUGCUCUCCCUUGCAGUGUGUCAACAGACACGCCAUCUGUGACGGCAAACGUGAUUGUGACAACGCUAGAGACGAGUUUUGCCACAAAAUACCCCCUCGAGACUCGCCAUGCUUCCUGUGUUCAGAUGGGGUGUGCAUCAGACCACAAAUCCCCCGGUACAGUCUGGACUACGGCAAGACCCUGUGGUAUCUCUGCGACGGCGUCCGACACUGCCCCGACGGCACCGACGAGAGGAAGGAUAUCUGCUACCGUAUAAGAGGAAAGAAAUUGGGUACAAUAUCAUGUAUACCCAAUGACAUCACAUAUCACCAUAGCAACCCCGUGAUGAUGUGGAACAACGUUGUGUGUAAUGGCGAGCGGGACUGCUACCAUGGUGAAGACGAGUCGGAGGACUUGUGUCCAACAAAUGUUGACGAUGACGUUUUCCAAAUCAACCCAGGCGCCGUCGUCUUUGCUACAGUCUUCCUAGUUGCCGUAGUGGCUGUGGCAGUCGCUAUUUUCAUGUACGGACGACGGAACGGAAGACGUGGUGACGUUGGCCCUUCACAAGGAUAUCCAACGUCGAGCACAGAUUUCAGCCAAUCAGAACCCGAGCUGCGGGUCCCCCUCCAAAGUGAAAUCGAGACUAUGGUGUUUGAUACUGUGGCCUUACGACAGACUACCUUGUGAUGGUAAAGCAGAACUCGACGGACUGUAUUCAAGUGUUACCGUCACUUCACUUGCGCGGGAAUGUAUAAACAUGUGUUAUAUAUAUAAUAUAUAAGGGAUGGUACCGUUCCAUUGGUCGCUACAUACCACGUUCUUCUCGGGUGGAAAGGAUGAGAAACUGGUUAUUCUUAUUGUGACAGUGUGUCCCACCAUAUUACCUGGCCUUGAAAUCUUUUCUUUAUAACCCGAGACAAUUAGCUGUUUUAGAACAGUUCUAAUGCAAGGCCGUAUUGGAGUGAGUUAGGCUUUACGCAUGCGCAGAUUCAAGCAAUAUCACGGCGGGCCACACCAGAAUCCAUGUGGGAAUCGAACUUGCGUCUUCGAUGUGACCAUCGAAAGCUAACCACUGCGCCAUCCAGUCGCCCUAUUCGGUAUAAGUAAGGAAAAGGGGAAUAUCCUGACCGCAGCACAUUGUGUAACACACAAACACCGUUGUGUCGAAGUUGAAGUGACCUAGGUAAAUAUUUCGAGUUAUGGGAGGUUCGACACAACCACAAAAUGAUCCCUCGAUGAAGUAUAAUGAGGAAGACAACCGUAGGUUACCUGACAGGUAACAAGCUGCCAAGACAGCCUUGAACACUGCUUCAGAACUCCAGCUAUUACACGUUUACCAUGUUACAAAAUAAAACAUAUUCACUAAA
This is a messenger RNA of Haliotis rubra (blacklip abalone), 1943 nucleotides long. RefSeq lists its product as uncharacterized. The transcript has 8 exons. The record is from RefSeq and is a predicted model, not a curated record. Gene Ontology annotation, cellular component: plasma membrane. Gene Ontology annotation, molecular function: protein binding. The coding region runs from base 61 to 1263 and encodes 400 amino acids. Lineage: Eukaryota; Metazoa; Mollusca; Gastropoda; Lepetellida; Haliotidae.